This is a messenger RNA of Lathyrus sativus (Indian pea), 492 nucleotides long. The record is from the annotation of a GenBank genome assembly. NCBI's taxonomy places the organism in Eukaryota, Viridiplantae, Streptophyta, Magnoliopsida, Fabales, Fabaceae.
AUGACCAAUCUAGCACCUAUCCAACACAAUAAUUUCGAAUUCCCAUAUGCUACAAGGUGGUCUUCACUUGGGAUGAAUUACGACAACUGUCCCCAUUUUAGUAUCACCCAAUAUAGAAAUCUUGUAGAUCAUUUGGGUCAAGAUGAUUUUAUUUGGCGGCCAUAUCUUGCUCUAGAAGCCAUUCAUGAAGUUGACGAACACGACUCUGCAGUGUGGAGUGCAAAGGUGCCGAUUAUCAACUUCACUGCCAUGGAAAUGCACAACAGUGAUCGUGUCAAGCUUCAGUUUGGAAUGCUGCAAGAUAUUCCAUGUCCGCCAAAAUGCAUCCCCGACAAGUAUCACACCGGUAAAGUCUCCGACCAAUGGGAAUAUUCUCCAUGGACCAAGUAUGCAAAACAUGAGUGUCGUGAAUGGAAGCAUCGCCACCAUUUUGUUUUGUCCGACACUAUGUUGCCACAUAAGAGAAAACAGUCUAUCCAAUACAUGAAUUAG